CCAGUUUUCAACAAUGCUGAAAUCAAAUGACUGCUUAUUUUCUGAGGAUAAUACAUUUUUUGAAAAGCCAGAUGAAAACUAUCCAGAUAAUGAAGAAUCAUUGGAUUGGUUUCUUCCUCCUGCUCCAUUGGUUUUAGAUAUUCCAGAUACUCAGCAGUUAGAGGAAGAAAUAGAAAGUCAUGAACUGUUAGAUCAGAAAAAGAGGCCUAAAAUGUUAACAUCAAAUUUAAAGAUUACUAAUGAAGAUGAAAAUUAUAUUUUACCAAUACAAAAAUUCCAGUGUGCCUUCCCCUAUAAUAAAUAUGAAAAAGAUGAUCAUAAUUUAGAAGGGACAGGUAACAAUGACUUAUCACAUGCUGCUGGCAAGCUGACAUAUGGUUCUUCCCAGAAAUAUAAAAAUUAUAUUGGCACUGAGAUAGCACCUGAGAAAAAUAGUCCUGUUGCUUCAGAAUUAGUUAGUUUUGUAGAAGAUAAAGAAGAGUGCGCAUCAGCAUUCCGAAAAAGAUUAUUUAAAAUAUCAGACAGUGUACAUGGGAGUGCCUAUUGUAAUGACAGUACAAACUUGGAUUCUCAUAUUGGUUCAGUAAAAAUGAUCCAAACAGAAAUGAACAAAGGGAAGGCAUGGAAAUGUAACAAUAUUAAGCAGAAACCUCCAUAUUCUACAAACAUGUUUAUAGGGAAUAAUGCUUUUUCUGCUUCUAAAAUUGGAGACAGCAUAUUAAAAGCAUCAUCUAUUUCAGUUGCAUUCCAGUCUCAAGGUAUUCAAGGAGUAACAGAAAAUAGUUUGGGUUCCUUGAAAUCUGUCACAGAAAUACCGACAAAAUUUAGAAGUAUUUUCAAAGAAUUUCCAUAUUUCAACUAUAUUCAAUCGAAAGCCUUUGAUGAUCUUCUUUACACAAAUAGGAAUUUUGUGAUUUGUGCUCCAACUGGUUCUGGAAAAACUGUAAUGUUUGAACUAGCUAUUACAAGAUUGUUAAUGGAAGUACCAUUGCCAUGGCUGAACAUAAAAAUUGUUUACAUGGCACCAAUAAAAGCCCUAUGUAGUCAGCGUUUUGAUGACUGGAAAGGAAAAUUUGGACCAAUAGGGUUAAAUUGUAAAGAACUCACUGGAGAUACAGUCAUGGAUGACCUAUUUGAGAUUCAGCAUGCCCAUAUUAUUAUGACAACUCCAGAAAAAUGGGAUAGUAUGACUAGGAAAUGGAGAGACAACUCUUUGGUCCAACUGGUUCGACUGUUUCUUAUUGAUGAGGUACAUGCUAUAAAAGAUGAAAAUCGUGGUCCAACACUUGAAGUUGUAGUCAGCAGAAUGAAAACUGUACAGUCUUUAUCUCAGACUUUAGAAAAUACCAGCACUGUCAUUCCAAUGAGAUUUGUGGCUGUAUCUGCAACAAUUCCAAAUGCUGAAGAUAUUGCAGAAUGGCUUUCAGAUGGUGAAAGACCUGCUGUAUGUCUGAAAAUGGAUGAGAGCCAUAGACCUGUGAAACUUCGGAAAGUGGUUCUUGGAUUUCCCUGCGCUAGUAACCAAACUGAAUUUAAGUUUGAUUUAACCCUCAACUACAAAAUUGCCAGUGUUAUACAAACAUAUUCUGAUCAGAAACCCACACUUGUGUUUUGUGCAACAAGGAAAGGUGUACAACAAGCUGCUUCUGUUCUUGUGAAAGAUACUAAAUUUAUUUUGACUGUGGAACAGAAACAGAGGUUACAGAAAUGUGCAUGUUCCAUAAGAGAUUCAAAACUGAGAGAUAUCUUAACGCAUGGUGUUGCUUAUCAUCAUGCUGGGAUGGAGUUAUCAGAUAGAAAAGUAGUUGAAGGAGCUUUUACUGUUGGAGAUCUACCAGUUCUUUUUACUACCAGUACGUUAGCUAUGGGAGUAAAUUUGCCUGCUCACCUAGUAGUUAUAAAAUCUACAAUGCAUUAUGUUGGAGGAAUGUUUGAAGAGUACAGUGAAACAGAUAUUCUACAGAUGAUUGGUAGAGCUGGUCGACCUCAAUUUGACACUACAGCUACUUCAGUUAUUAUGACUCGGUUAAGUACAAGAGAGAAAUACAUUCAGAUGUUAGCUUGUAGUGACACUGUAGAAAGCAGUUUGCACAGACAUCUUAUUGAGCAUUUAAAUGCAGAAAUAGUAUUGCGUACCAUCACAGAUGUGAAUAUUGCUUUGGAAUGGAUACGAUCAACUUUACUUUAUAUCAGAGCCUUGAAAAAUCCAUCUUAUUAUGGUUUUAAAUCUGGACUGAACAAAGAUGGAAUUGAGGCAAAAUUACAAGAAUUAUGUUUGAAGAAUCUGAAUGACUUAUCAUCUCUGGACUUGAUAAAGAUGGAUGAUGACGUUAAUUUCAAACCAACUGAGGCAGGAAGAUUGAUGGCUUGGUAUUAUAUUACAUUUGAAACAGUGAAGAAAUUUUGUACAAUCAGUGGAAAAGAAACUUUAUCAGACCUGGUUUCAAUGAUAGCCAACUGCAAGGAAUUUCUAGAUGUGCAGUUAAGGACAAGUGAAAAGAAAACACUGAAUACUUUGAACAAAGAUCCAAAUCGAGUAACUAUCAGAUUUCCAAUGGAAGGAAGAAUUAAAACAAGAGAGAUGAAAGUAAAUUGUCUUAUUCAGGCUCAGCUAGGAUGCAUUCCCAUACAAGACUUUGCUUUGACACAAGAUACUGCAAAGAUUUUCAGAAGUGGCUCACGAAUUACAAGAUGGUUGUCAGAGUUUGUGGCUACUCAAGAAAAGAAGUUCAAUGUAUUAUUAAAUAGUUUGAUUUUAGCUAAAUGUUUUAGAUGUAAACUUUGGGAAAACUCUCUGCAUGUAUCCAAACAGCUGGAAAAAAUUGGUAUAACAUUGUCAAAUGCAAUGGUAAAUGCAGGUUUGACCUCCUUUAAGAAAAUAGAAGAAACAGAUGCACGAGAACUGGAACUGAUUUUAAAUAGACAUCCCCCCUUUGGAACCCAGAUAAAAGAAACUGUAGUGCAUCUACCAAAAUAUGAACUUGAAGUGGAACAGAUUGCAAGAUAUGGUGAUACCAUGGCGGAAAUAUUAGUGACUGUUAUAUUAAGAAACUUUGAACAGCUACAAACUAAAAGGACAGCUCCAGAUUCUCACUAUGUUACAUUAAUCAUAGGUGAUGCAGAUAAUCAAGUGGUUUUUAAACACAAAAUUAUGGAUUCUGUUUUGCUAAGAGGUAGAACUUGGACUAAAAAGAUUGAUGUGAAGAGAGCUCUUAAAUCCGAAGAACUUAAUAUAAAUCUCAUUAGUUCUGAAUUUGUUGGACUUGAUAUUCAGCAGAAAUUUACAGUCUUUUUCUUAGGACCCAAGAGAUUUGGAAAUCAAAUAAUAAUGCAAAGAAAAUCAGAAACAGAGAUUUCACAUUCUAAACAUUCAGAUAAAUCUGCUGUAGCAGGACCAAAUAAAGGAAUGACUGUCUGCAAAAAACCUGGAAACCGAGAAUGCAACCAUCAUUGUAAAAAUAAACAGACAUGCGGACAUGACUGCUGUAAAACAGGAGUUGCACAGAAGUCAGAAACUAAAGAGUCAACAAUUUCUUCAUAUUUAUCUGAUCUAAGAAAUAGGAAUGCUGUUUCAACUCUUCCUCCGGUUAAACGUCUCAAGAUACAGAUGAAUAAAUCUCAAAGUGUGGCUCUUAAGGAGUAUAGUUUUACUGCAAAACCUUCCCUUCCCAGUGUAUCAAGGGGAGAAUAUUUUAAAAUACCUGAGUUGCCUAUAACAGAGCAGUGGGAUCAGUAUCAGAUCUGUGGGAAAGUUCAACAAGAACCAUCUGAAUAUCAAGACAAAGAAGUUUUGAAUGUGAACUUUGAAUUGGGAAAUGAAGUUUGGGAUGAUUUUGAUGAUGACAACUUAAUAGACGUUACUAGCUUUUCAGCCAAUACUGAGGAGACAAAAACAUCAGGAUUUGGAAACACUGUGAGUAUAAGUACCAAAAGUAAGCUGACCCUCCAAGAGUCAGAGAGAAAAUCCCAAAGAGAAUUAUCAAACACUUUUGUUCCAUCACAUGAGAAGCCAGAUAUUUAUUUAUCAGAUUCUGCUAUGUCCAAGUUUGAUGUAUCCUUCAUGACAAAGUUACCUCAACAGACUGGAAAUGCAAGUAUUGUUCACUUGCAAGAAAGAAAACAACAGAAUCUGUCACCAGAGAUUGAGAAGCUAUGCUUUACUCACUCUGAAAAAAUACCAAGUUUUUCAAAUUUUAAUGAUGUAGAUAUUUUUGUUCGAAACAGUGAAUGUAAAAAGGAAAUUGAUCUCAGUAUGUAUCAUCCUGAUGAUGAAGCUGAUGAAAUAAGGUCUUUUUUGGGAAUAUUUGAUGGCAUUUUCUAAAACAAGCCAAAAAAUUAUUUUGUAUAUUAGGGGCCAGCAGAUGGCAUGGUGUUUAAGGCACUGAAUUCCAUAUGGCUGACUGUGGUUUGAGGUCCAGAGAGAGUGGCUUGGGGGACACAUUGAGCACCUGUGCGUGUGUGCUCAAAAU
Molecule: messenger RNA, 4469 nt
Organism: Tupaia belangeri chinensis (Chinese tree shrew)
Lineage: Eukaryota; Metazoa; Chordata; Mammalia; Scandentia; Tupaiidae
Gene: HFM1
Product: helicase for meiosis 1
Exons: 39
Coding region: 14-4321 (1435 amino acids)
Molecular function (GO): ATP binding; nucleic acid binding
Source: RefSeq, a predicted model, not a curated record